UGGAGCUAAGGAUCGAGUAAAUUAAGUGAGAAUGGCAGAGAUGAAACGGAGAAUGGGGAGAGAGGAGUGGGUGAAGGGGAGGACUGUUGGGAGAGGGGCCUUCGGAACUGUCAACUUGGCCACCAGCUGCGAAUCCUCCUCCUUCAUCGACCGUCACCACCCUUUUCCUUCUCUCUUUGCUGUCAAAUCCGCCAUUUCUGCUUCCUCUUCUUCACUGCAGAACGAGGCCUUCAUUCUCUCCCAAAUCCCCCACUCCCCACGAAUCAUCCGCUGCUUCGGAGGCGAAUGGAUGCUCGGAUCGUCCAACCAUGGGGCUUUCAACCUCUUCUUGGAGUACGUCUCCGGCGGCAGCCUCUCCGACCUCUGCCGCCGAAGCGGGAAGCUCGACGAGCUCACCGUUCGCCGCUACGCCCGCGGGAUCCUCGAGGGGUUGUCGCAUGUUCAUCGCCUUGGGUUCGUUCACUGUGACAUCAAGCCCUCUAAUGUCCUUCUCGACCCUGUGUCCGGCGUCAAGAUCGCCGACUUCGGGCUGGCGAAGCGCGUCGGGGAGAGGGCCCCUCGGGAGACCACCAUUCAAGGGACGCCCAUGUACAUGUCGCCGGAAGUUGCGGCUGGAGACCAGCCGGCACCGGCGUCGGACGUGUGGUCGCUGGGCUGCACGGUCAUUGAGCUCGUCACGGGGAAGCCGCCGUGGGAUGUUCCUGGACGAGGCAGGAGCAAUGUGGUGCAGCUGCUGUACCGGAUUGGCGUAAGCAAAGAGUCGCCGGAGAUUCCUGCCGGUCUAACGGAACAGGGGAAGGAUUUCCUGGGGAGGUGCUUUGAGAAGGAUCCACGAAGGAGAUGGACGGCCGAGAUGCUACUUCACCACGAAUUUGUGUGUUCGAGCGGCGGAGCUGAAGUUCCCAGCGCUGCCACCGAGGUGCCGGAGCAGUUCAGAUCACCUAAAGGCGCACUGGACUCUCUCUGGUGGAGCAGCUCUUCUCAAUCAUCGUCGUCGCCGUUGUCGGAAAGUUCAAUUCCUCAGACCAUCGGUCACCGGCCGGCGGAUUCUCCGGCCAGUAGGAUCCAACAGGUUGCCACGCGUCAUGAGCCCGAUUGGCUCCGAAGUGGUUGUGAGAAGUGGGUCCAGGUUAGGGAAGUAAGAAAUCCGGUCAACUAACGGAACCGCUCUCACUUGGGGACCCAUUUGAUUCCCUUUCUUUGUUGUUCUUGUCCAAAACUUUUCCCAAAAUUUGGUUGUAGGGAAAUUCCUCACUAACUGUAUAUAAAUUUCACUGAUUCGAUUGAAGCCAUUUCACUGAUUCGAUUCGGCUUCAGAUUAUCUUUUGCAGUUAAAGUUUUCACUUUCUUUUGUUGACUAAUUUGGGGAAAAGAAGCAGUUUGUAAGCUCAAAAAUAUAAAGCAUAGAUGAUGGCAGUAUUAAGAAAGUUUCA
This is a messenger RNA of Nymphaea colorata (pocket water lily), 1433 nucleotides long. Its product is annotated as mitogen-activated protein kinase kinase kinase 20-like. Lineage: Eukaryota; Viridiplantae; Streptophyta; Magnoliopsida; Nymphaeales; Nymphaeaceae. Gene Ontology annotation, biological process: protein phosphorylation. The record is from RefSeq and is a predicted model, not a curated record. Bases 32 to 1159 code for a protein of 375 amino acids. Gene Ontology annotation, molecular function: ATP binding; protein kinase activity. The transcript has a single exon.